Messenger RNA from Ictalurus punctatus (channel catfish), 3734 nucleotides. It is a transcript of the gene mtm1, whose product is annotated as myotubularin 1. The record is from RefSeq and is a predicted model, not a curated record. Gene Ontology annotation, cellular component: plasma membrane. Bases 115 to 1938 code for a protein of 607 amino acids. The transcript has 15 exons. NCBI's taxonomy places the organism in Eukaryota, Metazoa, Chordata, Actinopteri, Siluriformes, Ictaluridae. Gene Ontology annotation, biological process: negative regulation of autophagosome assembly; muscle cell cellular homeostasis; dephosphorylation. Gene Ontology annotation, molecular function: phosphatidylinositol-3,5-bisphosphate 3-phosphatase activity.
AGCGCGGUCACAUGACUCGGGCAGAGCGCUUCCUGCGGCGGUGUUAAACAGACUGGCCAUUUCAGCAACGGACAAUUACACUUAUCCGUAGUGGUGGAAGCAGUAGUCCCAGCAAUGGCUUCAGCUCCAGCUCCUAUACCAAGUUACAUCUCCAGUUCUCUGAAGAACAGCUCCAGCCAAAACGCAUCCAGGGAGAGUCUGAAGAUGGAGCCACUAGCAGAUGUUGCCUUAUUGCCAGGAGAAGAGAGAGUGAUAGACAAAGACCUCAUCUACAUGUGCCCGUUCAAUGGAGCGCUCAAAGGGAAAGUGUUCAUCACCAAUUACAGACUGUUCUUCAAGAGCACUGAUGCGGAGGUCACGGUUAUGCUGGACGUGCCCCUUGGUGUCAUCAGCAGAAUAGAGAAGAUGGGCGGAGCCUCCAGCCGAGGGGAGAACUCUUACGGGCUGGACAUCACCUGCAAGGACAUGAGGAACUUGAGGUUUGCUCUGAAGCAGGAGGGUCACAGUCGCAGAGACAUUUUUGGAGAGCUUUUUAAAUAUGCAUUCCCUCUCUCUCAUGGCCUGCCACUCUUUUCAUAUUUGAGUCAGGAGAAGUUUGAGGAGAAUGGCUGGGCAGUUUACAAAGCCAUGGAUGAAUACAGACGUCAGGGUCUGCCUAAUGAAAGGUGGAGGAUUUCUUUCAUCAACUCAAAUUAUGAUCUGUGUGACACUUAUCCCACCAUGCUGGUUGUCCCGUUCCAAACCACAGAUGAGGAUUUGCGGCGAGUGGCCACGUUCCGCUCCCGCUGUCGUAUACCGGUGCUGUCAUGGAUCCACAGGGAGAAGCAGGCGGUGAUAAUGCGCUGUAGUCAGCCCCUGGUGGGAAUGAGCGGCAAGCGCAAUAAAGACGACGAGCGCUACAUCGACAUCAUCCGUGAAGCCAACAACACGCCCAAACUCACCAUAUAUGACGCCAGGCCUAACGUUAAUGCUGUGGCCAACAAGGCCACAGGAGGUGGUUAUGAGGGUGAAGACACCUAUCAGAAUGCAGAACUGGUCUUCCUCGAUAUCCACAACAUCCACGUGAUGAGAGAGUCGCUAAAGAAGCUGAAGGACAUUGUUUACCCCAAUGUGGAGGAGUCCCACUGGCUGUCCAGCCUGGAGUCUACUCACUGGCUGGAGCACAUAAAGCUGGUGUUGUCAGGAGCAAUUCAGGUAGCAGAUAAAGUGUGUUCGGGCAGCUCGGUGGUGGUGCACUGCAGUGACGGCUGGGACCGUACGGCUCAGCUCACCUCUCUGGCCAUGCUGAUGCUGGACUCGCACUACCGCACACUCAGGGGCUUCCAGGUGCUGAUCGAGAAGGAGUGGAUCGGCUUUGGACACAAGUUCGCCUCGAGAAUCGGCCACGGAGACAAAAACCACGCGGAUCAGGACAGGUCACCUAUAUUCUUACAGUUCAUAGACUGUGUGUGGCAGAUGACCAAACAGUUCCCGACAGCCUUUGAGUUCAACGAGCAUUUUCUCAUAACAAUCCUGGAUCACUUGUACAGCUGUCGCUUCGGCACAUUCCUCUACAACUGCGAGAGUGUCCGCGAAAACCUCAAUGUCCGGUCAAAGACGGUGUCCCUGUGGUCUCUGAUAAACAGUGACGUGUCAUCCUACGUGAACCCGUUUUACACACACGAGUCCAGCCGUGUGCUUUACCCUGUAGCCAGCAUGCGCCACCUAGAGCUCUGGGUGAAUUACUAUAUCCGCUGGAACCCUCGCAUACGGCACCAGCAAAGCCCGGUUGAGCAGCGCUACAAGGAGCUCCUGGCACUCCGCGAUCAGUACCUGAAGAAACUGGAGGAACUGCAGCUCUCCGACUCCUCCCCUUCCUCCACCCACCUGACUAACAGCUCCACUCCGAACGCUGCCUCUCCCAAUCAGCACCUCACGCACCUGCAGACGCCCUUCUGAUGUCGCAGACACUCCCACUCAACACGCAGGACGUUUUGUACAUAGCAAUAGUAAUAAUUAUAACGCUGUUAGUAGUGAUGUCAGCGAUAACCAGUAACAGAAAAAUACGCGAUUAUGCAAUAAUGUCACAGCACGGCCUUCAUAGCGCAAAUGUAAGUCGGGGGGGACAAGAAGCCUUAAAGACGCAGCGGUAUGUUUUUGUGUUGUUGGUAAUAGCUCUUCCUGAACUGUGCAUAUGGCGAAGAACAUUCAUGAAGGAUCAGAAAUAAGAACGCGAUGUACACCAGAGGUGUCCGUUUGUGUGUUACGGUCACAAGGCCGUAAAUGUGUGAAGUGGAUUUGGGGAAAAUGUGUGUUGAUACUUAACGACAGGGUAUGAGCAUGAGCUAGUUUUAGUUACUGAGAGAGAGGCGGGACGUUUAGUACGGUUAAUGUCUCCUUGUCAUAACCGCCUGGGGACAUAGCAAACACUUCAGGAAGAGCUGUUUACUUUUGCAUGUCUGAUUUCCGCUCAGUCCGAUAUCAUCCAGAGAUUUGUCUGUGUCGUAGACUUGGUCGAAUUUGUGACAUGAACUCAAAAGUGUUUGACCACAUAGCAUUUGUCUUGAGUAAAUUGAGACAGUGCAAGUGUUUUAACAUUUCAAGCAUUCAGGGUAUUGUUUGCUCAACAUUCACGUGUGCAGACUGGGAGGACAUGUCCUAAAAUAUGCUUUGGGUGCGCUUAUAAUACAGAACCAGGGUUUUGGGGCUACAAAGACCAGUUCUGUGCCUUUUCUAUCUGAGGUGUUCUGCAACCUCAGGUAGACAUUUUGUAAGCAAAACGAUUGUUUUUCUGCAGGCGGCAUCGGUGGCAAUGAAGGAGAAAUUUCUUCUGGCUUCCAUUUCUGAUCUACAGGGUCACUACUCUCCAGUCACCAUGCACCAGUGACUUUGGGUUAAGUUUUAAAAUACAUAAAGUACAAUCGCCACGGAGUCUUCAGCUCAUGUUCAGGUUAAUUUCCUGUGGACAGAAACAGCAUAGUCCAUCCGAGCUGAAACUAAAGCUAGUGAUUUGGGAGAAGCUGCCCUCUUGAGCUGUUCCAGUGUCGGUACUAUAUGUCGCAAGACCCGGCACGGAGACCGAACGCACGUAGGAGCAGCUCAUCAGGGCACCUGGGUGCCAUAACUAAUGCUGCCUCAGAAGAGCUGACCUUUUGAAGUCUUUGGCCUCAAUGAGGAGAUGAAGUUUAAACCAUAUUUUGAGAAGAAGAAGAAAAAAGAAAAAAACCAAACACAUUGCUGUUGGUUAUGUUCUGGGGGGGAGAAUCUAUUUUUUAUUUUGUACAAGCACCAUAAUGAUGUAAUUACCUCAACAAAAGCCUAUUUUACUGUUGGAACUUCUAUUGUUGUAAAAUAUAAUUAUUUUAUUCCGUGUAAAAUUUGACAGUUUUAUAAAAAGGAGAGUAAUAAGAAAAUCUGUUUUGAUUGGUUGAGCUGGUAAUUAGUGGACGUCAUAUUUCUUUACUGGGCAUUUAGAUUUGCUUUAUACCAUUUCUAGAGAUGUGAGAACAAUGUCAGAAUUUUGUUCAACUCGGGAGUUUUCGUUCUCAAUCUAUUUGCUGUGAGUGUAAAACUGAGUGAAGGAGUGUAUGAUGUUUCUUUCUCUUUUUUUGUGGCAUGGGGGUAUAAUCUGACGUCUUUGGCCUUUUUAGGGAUCCAUCUUUUCUGUUUCUGUUCUCCCUCAUGUAUACUCCACUGUUUGAUGACCACCCCUUGUUCUGUAAAUAAUGCUGAUUAAAUUAAUUUAAAGAUUUUUA